AUGAUGUUAAAUGCGAAGAUUUUGAUUAUCAUGGGAUUAGUGAGUUAUGGGGUUAUUGCUAGAAACAUGGAAGGCAAUAAAGAGCUUCUUAAGGAACCAAAUAAUAAGAAGCAUGGAGUUUCUAUGUUGAUGGAAAUAGCGAAGGAGCUUGUACAAAGAUCCUCGACUAGUAGUCAGGUGUUGAAUCUGAAUUUAUCAAAUUUGUUAUUACUUUUGGUAUUGAAAGCAGUCGUGUUUGGAGCAGGAUAUCUAGGCCAUCAUGGUUACAAAGGACGCGACUUAGAAGAAGACAUACGAAAUAUUGAAAAUAAUAAUAUAUUUCUAGAAAAUGUGGUAUCUGAAGCUGAAGUUACGUUGGCAUUAGGAUACUUAAUGGGAGAUACGUGUCUGUAUAGAGCAGCUUGUGAAGAACCUCACGUCGCGAAAGAAUAUCUAGGAGCUGCAGAAAUGAUCAUCCAAACGAUAAAAUUGCUACCCCAAGGUUCGUCGAUUGAAGGGAAGUAUCAGCAAAUAGUGACGGAAUUCCGAAAAGCCAUCGAACAUGGUGUUGCAGAUAAUUGUCCGCCUCAAUAUACUUGCAAGAAAGAGAAUAUUAAGAAUUUUUUGAAAGAAGAGGGGAAAUGAAAACAUGCUGAAUUAAUAGUUGAUGCUCUGGAAGAACCUAUAGUAUUUAUUGGAUGCUUCCAAAAAUAAAUUGUACGCUUCUAAAUGACUCCUUUAAUUUUUUACCAUUAUUACAUUUGUCCAUAGAGCUCUUUUUUGUUAUUUGUCAAUUUGAU
Messenger RNA from Bombus huntii, 779 nucleotides. RefSeq lists its product as uncharacterized. The coding region runs from base 1 to 624 and encodes 207 amino acids. Lineage: Eukaryota; Metazoa; Arthropoda; Insecta; Hymenoptera; Apidae. The transcript has 4 exons. The record is from RefSeq and is a predicted model, not a curated record.